AUGCCGGAGCUGUCGCGAUCACUUGCGCGAUCUUGGUCAUCGACGCUAAAGCUUCCGAAAUCCACGUUCCCCCCACGGAUAGCAUUAGCCGACCAGUCGAAAUAUCUCAAACGAUGCAGCGAUGACCUUUACAGCUGGCAGCAGCGCAAUCGGCCUGCAACAGCUACCUUCACACUCCACGAUGGCCCGCCAUAUGCCAACGGUGACCUACAUAUCGGACAUGCACUAAAUAAGAUAUUGAAGGAUAUAAUUUGCCGCGUACAAUUGGCUAAGGGUAAACGAGUGCAUUAUGUGCCUGGCUGGGACUGUCAUGGUCUACCAAUUGAACUAAAGGCACUUCAGGGCCAAAAGGAAUUGGGUGACUUAAGGUCGGCUGGGAGAGAUGGGGCGGCGCAGAUUCGGUCUGCCGCCCGACAACUUGCAGAAAAGACCGUUUCCCAGCAGAUGGAGGGAUUCCGGAACUGGGCUAUCAUGGGAGACUGGGACAAUGCAUAUACCACGAUGAACAAGGACUUCGAACGGAGGCAAUUGGCCGUGUUUUUAGAAAUGGUUGAAAAGGGGCUCAUAUAUCGGAGAUACAAGCCGGUGUACUGGUCUCCCUCGUCCGGCACUGCGCUUGCCGAAGCUGAGCUGGAGUACAAGGAAGACCAUAUCUCAACUGCGGCUCUGGUUAAGUUUGUUCUGGAUGACCUACCGGCUCAAGUUUGGGAAAAUUCUCUACUUGUCGGGAAUGAUAUCUCUGCUGUUAUAUGGACAACGACACCGUGGACGCUCCCGGCGAACGCUGCGUUGGCGGUUAACCCCGAUUUUGAAUAUACCAUCGUGUAUUCGGCUCGCCAUGGCAAACUUCUCGUGGCGCAGUCUAGACUGCAAUACCUCGAAGAAUUACUGGAAGAUCAUUUCACUGUUGUUGUACCUGUCGUUAUGGGUUCCGAAUUGUUGAAUUCUACGUACCGUUCUCUCUUUAAAGGACCGGAGUCUGAAAAGCAACGUAUCAUAGCUGCAGAUUUCGUGACGGCAGAUGCCGGUUCCGGAAUUGUUCACUGCGCCCCAGGCCAUGGUAUGGAGGACUACGAAGCUUGCCUAGCCCUCGGAAUUCCAGCAUAUGCUCCUGUAGACGGGGAGGGCCGAUAUACUCGAUUUGCUAUGCCAUCACAGCCUGACCUUUUAACUGGAAAAGCAGUCCUUGGGGAUGGGAACCAUGCUGUCAUUAAGUACUUGUCAGAAAAUGGAAUUCUUAUUCACAAGCAUGCUUACAAGCACAAGUACCCCUACGAUUGGCGAUCAAAGCUUCCUGUCAUAAUUCGUGCUACAGAGCAAUGGUUUGCUGAUGUUGGUGAUAUCCGUGGCGAAGCUAUUCAAGCCUUACAAUCCGUCCAAUUUAUCCCCCCAAGUGGGAAGUCCAGGCUAGAGACUUUCGUCAGAAACAGAAGCGAAUGGUGUAUAUCUCGCCAAAGGGCAUGGGGAGUCCCCAUACCGGCGUUGUACCACCGCACCACCGGGGAAGCCGUGCUCACCAAAGAGAGUGUGUCUCAUAUCAUGAAAGUUAUCGAGGAACGAGGCAUAGAUGCCUGGUGGACUGAUGAUGAAUUCGACCAGGAGUGGCUCCAUCCUUCGCUCCGUGAUUCGAGCUCACCGCAAUAUAAACGCGGAACAGAUACCAUGGAUGUCUGGUUCGAUAGUGGCACCAGCUGGGCUCAGCUUAAGGACGAUUCCCCUGAAAAUUCCCCCGCUGAUGUAUAUCUCGAGGGAAGCGAUCAGCACCGUGGUUGGUUCCAAUCCAGCCUGUUGACUUAUAUCUCGCAUCAGCUCGCCCAAGGGGGCAAAUCUUCGUUUAAGGCCCCUUUCAAGACACUUAUUACACAUGGGUUUACUCUCGAUCAACAUGGCCGUAAGAUGAGCAAAUCGAUCGGAAAUACCAUACAGCCCCACGAAAUCAUGGGUGGUACGCUUCUUCCUCCGCUCAAGCCCAAGAAGGUUAAGGGAAAGGGUCCAAAGCCAAAACUAGAUGUUCCGGUAUACGAUGCCCUUGGUCCUGAUGCCCUUCGACUAUGGGCUGCCGGAAGUGACUACACAAAGGAUGUGGUUAUAGGCCAACAGGUGCUCAAGGCAGUUAACAUCAGUCUCCAUAAAUUCCGUGUGACUUUCAAACUGCUUCUCGGUGCGCUUCAGGAUUUCGAUCCAAAAAAUGAAGUUCCAUACGAAUCUCUGCAUGCGACUGACAAGAUUGCCCUGGUACAGCUUCACAAUCUCGUCAAGACAAGCCAGGAAGCGGUCGACAAAAUGGAGUUCUUCAAAGCUGUGACCGCAAUGAACAAGUGGGCCAACCUGGAAUUCUCCGCAUUCUAUAUUGAAGCCAUCAAGGAUCGAUUAUAUGCAGAUUCAGGAUCUGGGAUAAGUAGACGAGCGGCACAAACCACUUUGUUCCAUAUAUACACCCACGUUCAGGGACUUCUUGGGCCAAUAGUCCCUUUGUUGAUUGAAGAGACUUGGGAACACACCCCUGGAAAUAUUAAAGGAUUCUUGAAACAUCCGUUCCAGCGAACUUUCAAAUCGCCCGACAGCAAAUGGAAAAACGAUACUUUAGAACAUGAAUAUAAUGCCAUGGUUGCCGCCAAUUCUGCAAUCAAGGCUAUGCAGGAAACCGCGCGUUCUAAAAAGCAAAUGGGAUCCUCUUUACAGUCAUUCGUGCACCUUGUUCUACCUAGAGGGUUUGAAUUAUCUGAGCAGUUACAAUCCGAGCUUUCUGACUUCUUUGUCGUAUCAUCCGUCACCAUUGGGUCAGAUUGCGACCCCGUUCUAAAUGAUAUUUCACACGCCGAAUGGAGUUACUGCUCGGACUUCAAGCUGCCCAACGAUCAGAUUGGAAAAGCCUGGGUAUAUACACCAAGUGAGGCCAAAUGCCCGCGUUGUUGGCGUUACGCAGUCCACCCUACAGAAACCGGGUCAGAGGACAGGGAGGCGCUCUGCCAUCGCUGUGAAGUGGUUGUGCAUGAGAUAGAUCAACAGAGUGAUAUGGGUAUAAGCACAUCCAAUUGA
This is a messenger RNA of Nannizzia gypsea CBS 118893, 3039 nucleotides long. RefSeq names its product isoleucyl-tRNA synthetase. The record is from RefSeq and is a predicted model, not a curated record. Lineage: Eukaryota; Fungi; Ascomycota; Eurotiomycetes; Onygenales; Arthrodermataceae. Gene Ontology annotation, cellular component: cytosol. Gene Ontology annotation, biological process: isoleucyl-tRNA aminoacylation. The coding region runs from base 1 to 3039 and encodes 1012 amino acids. Gene Ontology annotation, molecular function: ATP binding; isoleucine-tRNA ligase activity; aminoacyl-tRNA deacylase activity. The transcript has a single exon.